This is a messenger RNA of Dentiscutata heterogama, 360 nucleotides long. Lineage: Eukaryota; Fungi; Glomeromycota; Glomeromycetes; Diversisporales; Gigasporaceae. The record is from the annotation of a GenBank genome assembly.
AUGUCUCUUAAUCAAAAUAAAUAUCCUGAGAAUAACCCUUUUUCAGUUAAACAAAAUAAUACUAUCUACAAGUAUCACAUUAUUAAUGAAGGAAUUUAUCCACCAAAGGAUAAGCUAAGUUUUACUUCAGCGCGUUCUCACAAUGGGAUUAAAUAUAAAAUUCCAGAUAACUAUUUGGUUCAAACUAGUUGGGGAAGAUGUAACUCAAAUCAUAAAAUAGAAUGUGAAAUUAAGUAUGAGUUAAAUGGAUCUAUUUUUAGAAUUAGAUUUCAAGAAGACUCUCAACAAAAUAUUAUAGAAUCUAAAGAAUCUCCAAGUGCCGCAGCUAAUAACUAUUUAUGGGUCCGUUUAAUUUUUUAA